GCAUCAUGUCAGGUGGGCCACCUGUGAGCGUGAGCAUUGAGUCCUCCUGUGAGAAGCAGGUACAGGAAGUGGCCUUGGAUGGGACAGAGACCUAUGUCCCCCCUCUGUCCAUGUCCCAGAACCUGGCAAAGUUGGCCCAAAGGAUCGACUUCAGCCAGGGAUCAGAAUCUGAGGAGGAUGGAGCAGAGAGCGAACCCAAGGACCGUGAGUGGGGCAAAGAGGCAGAGGAAGAAGAAGGUACAGUGAAGUUUCAGCCAUCUCUGUGGCCCUGGGACUCGGUGCGUAACAAUCUUCGCAGUGCCCUGACAGAGAUGUGUGUACUCUAUGACGUGCUCAGUGUGGUGAAAGAGAAGAAGUACAUGGCCUUAGACCCAGUGUCUCAGGACCCAGCAGCUAACAAGACCCCUCAGGUGUUCCAGUUGAUCAGUAAAAAGAAAUCUUUGGGCACAGCAGCGCAGCUCCUCCUAAAGGGAGCAGAGAAGCUCAGCAAGUCGGUAGCAGAGAACCAGGAGAACAGGAGGCAGAGGGACUUCAACUCAGAGCUGCUGCGACUGCGCUCGCAGUGGAAACUACGCAAAGUGGGUGACAAGAUCCUAGGAGACCUCAGCUACAGGAGUGCAGGUUCUCUUUUUCCUCACCAUGGCACAUUUGAGGUGAUCAAAAACACAGACAUUGAUCUGGACAAAAAGAUCCCAGAGGACUACUGCCCCCUUGAUGUCCAGAUCCCCAGUGAUUUGGAGGGAUCUGCUUAUAUCAAGGUAUCUAUCCAGAAACAAGCUCCAGACAUCGGUGAUCUGGGAACUGUCAACUUGUUCAGGAGACCUCCAAAAACCAAAGCUGGAACCCAGGCGUGGCAUGUGAAGCUUGAAGCAGCUCAAAACGUUUUGCUCUGUAAGGAGAUCUUCGCGCAGCUGUCCAGAGAAGCAGUUCAGAUCAAAUCCCAGAUCCCUCACAUUGUUGUGAAGAAUCAGAUCAUCUCACAGCCUUUCCCAGGUCUGCAGCUCUCCAUCUCUCUGUGCCACUCUACAGGAGAGAAGAAGAACCACAAGGCGUCUCCUGAGAAACCCAAACCAGACGACCACCUUUAUGUGCUGGAACACAAUCUGCAUCAGAUGAUGAGAGAGUUCCACAAGCAGCAGCUGAGUUCUGUGGUGAUGCCACAUCCAGCGAGCGCCCCCUUUGGGCACAAACGGAUGCGCCUGGCAGGGCCGCAGGCCUAUGACAAAUCUGAAAUCUCCAGCUUGCAGCACAAUGAGGGGCUGCUGGAGAAGAUCAUCAAACAGGCCAAACACAUCUUCCUUCGUAGCAGGACAGCACGGACCAUCGACAGCCUCGCCAGCCGCAUUGAGGACCCUCAGAUCCAGGCUCACUGGUCAAAUAUCAACGACGUGUACGAGUCCAGCGUCAAGGUGCUCAUCACCUCUCAGGGCUACGAGCAGAUCUGCAAGUCCAUCCAGCUGCAGCUGAACAUCGGUGUGGAGCAGAUCAGAGUUGUGCACAGAGAUGGCCGUGUCGUCACUCUGUCACAUCAGGAACAGGAGCUGCAGGACUUCCUCCUCUCACAGAUGUCUCAGCAUCAGGUGCACGCAGUUCAGCAGCUGGCAAAAGUGAUGGGCUGGCACGUCCUCAGUUUUAGCAACCAUGUGGGCCUGGGCCCAGUGGAGAGCAUUGGAAAUGCCUCCGCUGUCACUGUAGCCUCUCCCAAUGGAGAGUACGCAAUCUCAGUGCGUAACGGUCCAGAGAGCGGGUGCAAGGUUUUGGUCCAGUUCCCCCGCAGCCAGACCAAAGAGCUGCCCAAGAGCGACGUCAUCCAGGAGGCAAAGUGGAGCCACCUCAGAGGGCCGUCCAAAGAGGUCCACUGGAGCAAGAUGGAGGGACGAAACUUUGUGUAUAAGAUGGAGCUCCUCAUGGCUGCACUGACCCCAUGUCCUUAGACACAGACGUCUCUCCCGCGCAGACACAAAGCCAUGGUGUGUUUAGUAUGAAGGCAGAGAACUGGACCUCCAAACAGAGAUUUUCUUUUUUCUUAACGAUAGCAGCACACAUCCAUGCAGCCGUGACCAACGGGCUCGUUUUCAAUCAUUUGACUAUUUAUCACCUCUUACACUAACUCAAACUUGUGGACUUUUUGAACUUUCUACUCUCAGUAGUAUCUGCCGCCAGCCGCCGUUUGAAUAUGGAUGUAAACCUAACAAACAAUUUGAUACAAAAUAAAACGCAGUCUGUCUGUUUUCAUUUA
Messenger RNA from Labrus mixtus (cuckoo wrasse), 2239 nucleotides. It is a transcript of the gene med17, whose product is annotated as mediator complex subunit 17. Gene Ontology annotation, molecular function: transcription coregulator activity. Gene Ontology annotation, cellular component: mediator complex; core mediator complex. NCBI's taxonomy places the organism in Eukaryota, Metazoa, Chordata, Actinopteri, Labriformes, Labridae. The transcript has 12 exons. The record is from RefSeq and is a predicted model, not a curated record. The coding region runs from base 6 to 1934 and encodes 642 amino acids. Gene Ontology annotation, biological process: regulation of transcription by RNA polymerase II.